Sardina pilchardus (European sardine) is the source of this 5871-nucleotide messenger RNA. It is a transcript of the gene kank2, whose product is annotated as KN motif and ankyrin repeat domains 2. Gene Ontology annotation, cellular component: cytoplasm. NCBI's taxonomy places the organism in Eukaryota, Metazoa, Chordata, Actinopteri, Clupeiformes, Clupeidae. The transcript has 14 exons. The coding region runs from base 197 to 3622 and encodes 1141 amino acids. Gene Ontology annotation, molecular function: protein binding. The record is from RefSeq and is a predicted model, not a curated record. Gene Ontology annotation, biological process: negative regulation of G1/S transition of mitotic cell cycle; negative regulation of transcription by RNA polymerase II; negative regulation of vitamin D receptor signaling pathway.
GCGGUGUUUUUGUCUCGCUGUCAGUGAGCGCUGCUGGCCUUUGAUAUCAGGAGGGACUACGAGGUGGGAGUAGGAGAACCAGAGCCACAGGAAUAGCAGAAGCCUGGAGAGGAGAGACUGGGGGAGGAGAGACCUUCCCGGCAGUGCUGUGAGGUGAACCGUGGGGUGAACGUGAGACUGCAGCCACGGGUGAAUCAUGGCUCAGGUGCUGCAUAUGGACCCCAGCUUCCCAGGGAAGCUCAACCCCCCUGCGCCCCCCUCCCUGCACGGAAAGGACGCGGAGGCCCCUUACUCGGUGGAGACGCCCUACGGCUACCGUCUGGACCUCGACUUCCUCAAGUACGUCAACGACAUCGAGAAGGGCCACACGAUCAAGCGCGUGCCCGUCCAGCGCCGGCCCCGCUACGGCUCCCUGCCGCGCGGCUACGGCUACACCGGCUCCUGGUGGACCUCCACCGAGUCGCUGUGCUCCAACGCUAGCGUGGACAGCCGCCACUCCUCCUUCUCCUACUGCGCGCCGGGCUACCACCACCCGCACCUCCACCACCACCACCACGGCGGAGGAGGAGGCGCAGGAGGAGGAGGGUCCGCCGCCGCGACCCUGCAGCGUCCGAGCUUCAGCGCCGCCCGCGUGGAGAAGACCCUGCUGGACGCCCGGCGGAAGCUGGAGGAGGAGAAGGAGGGCCGGCGCUUCACCAACCUGGGCAGCAUGCACAGCAGCGUGGCAGGCUCCACCACCUCCCUCUCCAGCGCCCACAGCUACAACCGCGCCCACGGUGGAGGAGCUGGUGGAGGAGGAGGAGGAGGAGGAGGAGGAGGCUCCUACACGCCCAUGAGCUCGGGGCUGUCCACGCCGGUGUCGCCCACGCCGGCGCACCUGCAGCACGUGCGCGAGCAGAUGGCGGCGGCGCUGCGCAAGAUCCGCGAGCUGGAGGAGCAGGUGAAGACCAUCCCCGUGCUGCAGGUCAAGAUCUCCGUGCUGCAGGAGGAGAAGCGGCAGCUCAGCGUCCAGCUCAAGAGCCAGAAGUUCCUCGGACACACGCUGGGCUUCGGCGGGAGCGGUAGCGGGCGAGGCGGGCGGCCGCGCGGCGAGCUCUACAUCGACAUCCCCGAGGAGGACGCCUCCACGACCGCGACGACGACAGCGACGACGAGCGAAGGCGCGGGGGGAACGACGCCCACGACGCCGGCCGACGGCUCCCGGCAGGACUCGGGCUGCGAGAUCGAGGACACGGUGAUCGUGGGGGGCGCGCGGCCCGGCGCUCGGCGAGAGGUGCGCACCGUCGGCGUGGGGCCCGACGACAACGACGAGCGGGAGGCGGAGAAGAAACACUACCGGCAGGUGGGCGUGGGCGUGCGCGAGCAGGACCUGGGGCUGCCGCUCGAGACCGAGUCGCUCAAGAGCCAGGUGGGCCGGCUGGAGGCGCAGCUGCAGAAGGCCAUGCGGGACCUCCAGGAGCAGGCCGAGGCGGCCCAGAGGGCCCGGCAGGCCCAGGCCCAGCCCAAAGCCGAGCACCCGGUCCGCGCCACCAGCCUGGGCUGGCAGGAGCAGCAGCAGACACAGCCGCAGGGCGGCGGAGGAGGACGGAGCUCCAGCCUGCAGACGGUGGUCAGCUUCACCCAGCAGCCCCAGCAGCGCGAGCAGAGGACCGUGGGCAUCCAGGUGUACACGCUGGAGCAGCCCAUGUUGGUGAGGGCACAAGCGGGUCCCUCCAUUGCCAGCGUGCCCUCCGGGGCCCUACUGGAAGGACCACUCAGGGGCCAGGCGGAGGCUCUCAGCACAGAGGAAGGCCCCCGAGAGCUGCCCAUCGCAAUCAGCUCCAAGCAAGUGAGAGAGGUCCUCUUGAAGAGCGAGGUGUCCUCUUCAGUGCCCGUCACCAGCCCUGUGAUUGUCAUGGAAACCAAGUGCCAUCAGGUGACCCCUUUGACCCCGGGGUCAAAUGAAGGAGAGGCUGGUCAGAACACCACUGGGGAGGACCUCCAGUCACAGGAGUCUACAAAGCUAGCCUCUCCCCAGUCCACUCUGAGGUCCAUUAUGAAGCGGAAAGCAGAUGGAGAACCCGGAUCCCCCACCACUAAGAAGAACCUGCAGUUCAUUGGUGUGAAUGGAGGGUAUGAGUCCACAUCCUCGGAGGAGAGCAGUAGCGACAGCUCCGAGGACGAGAGUGACACGAGUGAAUACCACGAGGCCGCCGAGAAGCUUCCGGAGUCUGCGGCCCGUCCACCUCCGCCCGAGGCCACCAGUCCCCCCGAGACGACCGCUGCCCGAGAGACUGCCCUCCCCGAGCCCCCGCAACAGCUCAGCACUGCCCCAGCGCUAGCCAAUGAGCAGCUGGCUCCCCAGAGCACCGGCCAAUCAGCUGCCACGGACGCAAACCCUCAACAGACUGUUAGCCAAUCACCGGUCGCGGCGGUGGCGGCUGCAGAGGACUGUCCCACCGCCUCCGUGCCAUCUCAUGCCAGCGGCGGCUCUUCUGGCCAGGCGGAGGGCACUGCCACCGAACAACCCCACGUCCAGCCAGCUCCUCCGUCUGCCUCAGAACAAACUGCCCCCCAAGCCAAACACUCUCACACUGGUGCUGCCCAGUCAGAGGCCCAAGACCUCGCCACUCAAACCACUGCCCCGGCCCCGGCCCCUCAGCAGCAGCAGCAGCAAGCUAGCCAAUCACAAACCACUGACCUUACUCCUCAGCAGGGAGUCAACCAAUCACCAGCCGCAGAUUCUAGCUCCCAGCAACCAGCUAGCCAAUCCACGGCCGCAGAGCCAGCAUCUGGGAACGUGUGCUCUGCAUCGCCAGCCAGUCAGGAAAUCAAACUGGAACUCGGCGAGAGCCUGAUGACAGCACUUCAAACACUACAGAAAGCUCUUGGUGAACCCAAUGCCUUCAGCCAGCAGGGGGCGAGGACAGCCUACACCUCAGUGCUCCAGGAGUGGCUGCGCGUGUCGUGCCAUAAAGGGGCGGACACCGCGGUGGUCAGGGCCUACAUGGACACCUUCUCCUCCCUCUCGCCCCAGCUGCUGGAGUUCGUCAUCAACAUGGCCGACGGAAACGGCAACACUGCCCUGCACUACACUGUCUCUCACUCAAACUUCCCCGUCGUCAAACUACUGUUGGAUACUGGCCUGUGUAACGCUGAUAAGCAGAACAAGGCCGGCUACACAGCCAUCAUGCUGACCGCUCUGGCCGCCUUCAGCUCCGACAGCGACCUGCAGACCGUCCUCCAGCUGCUGAGGACCGGGGACGUCAACGCCAAAGCCAGCCAGGCGGGUCAGACGGCUCUCAUGCUGGCGGUGAGUCACGGGCGCGGCGACAUGGUGCGGGCGCUGCUGUCCUGCGGGGCGCAGGUCAAUCUCCGCGACGACGACGGCUCCACGGCGCUCAUGUGCGCGUGCGAGCACGGCCACGUGGACAUCGUGCGGCAGCUGCUCUCCGUGCCCGGCUGCGACGCCACGCUGACCGACAACGAUGGCAGCACAGCUCUCUCCAUAGCACUGGAGGCCAGUCAGAAUGACAUCGCCGUGCUCCUGUAUGCCCACCUCAACUUUGCAAAGCCUCCGUCCCCUGUGUCGCCAAAGUCCCCACUGUUGGGCUCCUCUCCCCCUGCUGGUGAAAUGAAGUAAUGACAGAUGAUAAUGGAUUCGUGUAUUUAACACAACUUCCACCACCAUUUCCUCAAGCAUUCCACCACAAUUUUAUGUGUCUGAACGUGUGUGCACAUACACAUCUGAGUGUGUCUGCUUUCAAACACAACUCAGAAAGGGUGUGUGUGUGUGUGUGUGUGUGUGUGUGUGUGAGUGUGUGUCUGUAUGCGUGUGCGUGUGUUUAUGCGUGAGUGUGUACAUACCCCUGUGUUUAAAUGUGCAAUUUUGAAUACCCACAUUUCUCAUGUGUGUGUCUGUGUGCACACAUCAUAUAGUAUGUUUGAUAUUGUGUUGUCUAUAGGGCCUAUAUUAUGGAAAUGUGCGCACAUAUGCAAGAAAACACUUGACAUAACUCACAUACGUUUUUUUUUUGAAGAAACACAUCAUUUUUGUCUGUGGUGUCGAGGUUAGCUCUCAUUUUCUCAGAUGUGUUGUUUUGUUUGGAUAGGACAUGAGCUAAGCCAUUAGGUUGUGUUUGUUUGUAGCAGCAGUAGCAGUCACACAUGACGGAAUCCAUUCUCACAAGCUAUUCAGCAAUAUUAGUGCACAAACUUAUACCUGUUUAACAUCCACCUCAGAGUGGAGUAGGAGUCUUUCAUAAGCAUUAGACUAAUGCAUUUUACACCGCUGUAGUCCAUAUUUCAUUUGUAAAAUCAUUUAUUUGUAUCAACCAAUAUGUUUAAUUGAAAGUUUUUCAGUCACGUGGAUGUUUUUCCAUACGAAAGCAUCAGUUAUUUCAGUGAACUGUCAGGGAGAUCCUGUUUAGUUGUCGAAACCGACAUCAAAGUGUCCUUUUUUUAAUGCAACUGCCUUGGGUGAACACAGUGGUUCCACUGCAUCCAAACUUACUCAGAUGAACGAAUAUGACCAGCCAUUUCAGCACAAUCACAGCAUGUCUCCAGAUAGGACCUUUAUUUCUAAUGCUUCAUUUGUACUAUUUUGAUAACAUUUUAAGCCAUUUUGAAAAAAGCGCUACAAUGUUAACAGCAACAACACUCUACUCAAGUCCUCUCCGAUCUUACUGAAUUGCAGUACACUAUGCUUUUAUUGAAUGAACAACCUCAAAGAAUUGCCAUAGUGUGACGUUAGAACAAUAGUCCAUCUGCAAAUGCAGCUGAACCAGAUGCCGCUGUCAUAGUAAGAGAUGGGGACCAGAGUGGUGUUUUCAAUGCCAUGCACCUAGAUCCUCUUUUUUCAAUCAUUGUUUAGCGUUUAACUAUCACAAACUCCCUUGGAUACUACGGUGUGAAACGUGUUGGAAAUGGUCUUUCCAAAGAUGAAUGUGGUAUUUGUGUUUCUGAUCAAAAAUGAUAGAUGAUAAAGGUGAAAGAGAAACUUGAUUUAGGGAAUGAACCCCUAUUGACUAUUGAAGAGACUUAUUCAUCUGCCACUGACAAGUCCUUGACAAUUAAUUUAGGUACUAGAGUAUGAGGUAAAGCUAUUGGCAUGAGGUUGUUUUUUUUUUGCGGGAUGACUUCGUGAUGGAUGGUGAUUUGAGGACGGGUCGAGUUGUUUGGUACUUUGGCCUUUCUGGGCUUCCAUGCACUCUUAGGGAAAAAAGGUGCUAUAUAGAACCAUAUUGCAUGCUUCAUAUGGCACCCCUAAAUGAUUCUUUAAACCAAUUUGAAGGGUCCAUCAAAGGAACCCCUAAGGGUUCUUUAAAGCCUGCAUGGUUCUAUGUAGCACCCCCAAGAACCCUUUUUUUAAAGAGUGCGUGUAUUGGCAGCUCACGGGUCACCGAGGAGACAAGACGUGCAGGAACCAGAAUGUGUAAUCAAAGCCUAAGAAACAAACAUUAUGAAGUACGUGAUAGUCCGAAGGAGAGUGAAGUACCAAAAAAAAAAAUGGAAUAAUAUAUCAUCAGACCGUGAAGAAAAUGAGCAAACAAACAUUAGAGAGAAUCGUUAUUUAGGAUGACAGACAUUGUUGGAAGCCCUCUGGCAACAGAGAUUUAGAGAAAGGUGUAGAGAAAGGAAAAUUGUGUCUAGGUUUUUUGUUAACACACCUAGAUUUUUUUCACAUACCUUUAUAUUUUGGACUAAUUGGGUUUUGUAUCAUUUUUUCUACAUGUUUCUUGUAUUUACCUUUAUAUCUUUAUAUCAGUAAUAUUUCUUCACUAUUCUGUAUGUCUGUAUACGUCAUAUUUGCCUUGUUCUAUACCCAUAUGUACUCACUUUGUAUGUUUUGUUUGGUUUUUAUGUUUUUGAAAAUAAACCUAGACCUUUAGA